This is a messenger RNA of Asterias rubens (European starfish), 2273 nucleotides long. RefSeq names its product sodium- and chloride-dependent GABA transporter ine-like. The transcript is spliced from 13 exons. The coding region runs from base 257 to 2107 and encodes 616 amino acids. Gene Ontology annotation, cellular component: membrane. NCBI's taxonomy places the organism in Eukaryota, Metazoa, Echinodermata, Asteroidea, Forcipulatida, Asteriidae. Gene Ontology annotation, biological process: sodium ion transmembrane transport. The record is from RefSeq and is a predicted model, not a curated record.
UCAAAAUCAUGAUCAAACACACACAAAUUGUGCCAAGUCAUUGAACCAAUAAUAUGAACUUUGGGAGGUGGGGUAGUUUAGCAUCGGAAGUUCAGGCGUGUGAAGGACUAUACUGUGAAAGACUGAAACAUUAUUGUUAGUUCAGCCAGCAAGCAGUUCAGGAGCAACAACACACAGAGAUUUGGCAAUCUCCAACAAGCUCGACACACAUACUCGCACUGUCUAUAGCAGUCACAACAAUUUUUAGAGCGUCAAUAUGCAGGAUCACAGUGAUAUAAAAUUUACGGCUCUCGAACUGGAUGGCGAUCCUGGAAAGCACGAGAAGGUGGGAAACGGCGCGUACGCCCCUGUGACCCAUGCCGUUGCUGGAGGCGCAGAGCCCCGGGACCGUUGGGGACGGAAAGCCGAGUUUGUUUUGGCCUGCGUCGGUUAUGCCGUCGGACUGGGAAAUGUCUGGAGGUUCCCGUACUUGUGCUUCUCUAGCGGUGGAGGUGCAUUUCUGAUCCCGUAUUUCAUCAUGUUGAUUCUGUGUGGAAUCCCUCUGUUAGUCAUGGAGUUUGGUUUGGGUCAAUACGUCCGGGCUGGUCCAGUUAAAGCAUUCAAGUUGAUUUGCCCAAUCUUCAAAGGUACCGGCCUAGCUACAGUGAUGAUUUCCUUCAUCUUGACAACAUACUACAACGUCAUCAUAGCCUGGGCGUUGUUCUAUCUCAUCGCUUCCAUGCAGAGUGAACUACCGUGGGAUAGCUGUAACAACACCUGGAACACGGACGAUUGCUUCUCCCACCAGGACUACAUGUCUCUGAAUGGCUCGACCAAACCCAAUAACACUGUGUCUCCAACAGAGGAAUACUUCCAUAAUCGCGUCUUGCAGAUAACUGAUCGUAUUGAUGACACUGGUAGCAUGCGCUGGGAGUUGUUUGCCCUGCUGCUGGUGUCUUGGAUCAUUGUAUACCUCUGUCUUUUCAAAGGACUCAAGACCUCCGGAAAGGUGGUGUACUUCACUGCAACGUUCCCCUACCUGGUUCUCCUUGUGCUGUUCAUCAAUGGUAUCAUGCUCGAUGGCGCUAUAGAUGGAAUCAAGUUCCUGUUCCAACCUAAGUGGGAGCAGGUCCUAGACGUUAACGUUUGGGUUGCCGCGGCAGCGCAGAACUUUAACUCCAUUGGGAUUGCCUUUGGUUCGAUGAUUGCCUUCUCCAGCUAUAAUGGUUUCCACAGCAAGACAAUCUUCAGGGAUACCUUCAGCAUUACCGUCACCAACAGCUUGACGAGUCUCUUUGCUGCAGUUACAAUCUUUUCUGCGUUGGGUUUCAUUGCCAAGAUCCAGGGCCAGAAUGUUGAAGAUGUCAUUACACAAGGGCCUGGUCUGGUGUUUGUCGUGUACCCAGCGGUUUUCUCGACCAUGCCAGUCUCCCAGCUGUGGUCAGUGCUCUUCUUCAUCAUGCUGUUCUGUCUUGGAAUUGACAGUCAGUUUGCCAUGGUGAAGGUUGUCAUAACAACAUUUUUGGACGGCUUCCCCAAGCUGCGUUUUCUGUACUUCAACAAACGUGAAGUUCUGGUGGCCUACAUCUGCUUCGUUUCCUUCUUGUUGGGACUUCCUCACAUUACCCAGGGAGGUAUGUACGUGUUCCAGCUGCUCGACUGGUACAAUGCCAUCGUCUCUCUUUUCUUCAUCGCCAUCUUUGAAGUCACGUCUGUCGCGUGGUUCUACGGCGCAAAACGAUUGGCUCGUAACAUGAAGGAGAUGACAGGCUCUGCACCUAACUUCAUCCUGAUUGUGUGUUGGGUUGCAUUGUCCCCUGCGCUUAUUCUGGUCAUCAUGGUGUUCCAGUUCCUUGGUUACAAAUCAGUGAGUUAUGGAGACUACACGUACCCCGGUUGGGCCUUAGCCAUUGGAUGGUGUGUUGCCUUCAUAUCCUUCAGCUGUAUCCCUAUUGGUAUCAUCCACACGCUGUUACAGUCCAAGGGAAACUCAUUUAAAGAGCGCAUCAUGAUGAGCUUCCGUUCACCGAUUGAUGAGGCAACCCAUGGUCUUCAGUUCCAAGAGCCGUCAAAUGCUUCUGACUUUCCUCCCUCUUACGAGGUUGCGGUCCAGAGUGAAAAGCUGUAACCUUUCAACCCUUUGUAACACUUGGUGAGGUUACUAGAAGUAUCGUUUCUGUGUAUUGAUUGCCCUGUCAGGAAGGAAAAUGGUGCCAAGCUUCUUCUUCUUUUUUAUUGUUAAAGGGUUUUGAUACCUUUUGUAGAUCAAGUUUUUGGCCAUGACAUUAAUCCUU